CAUGCUCGUUUCGCCGUCAUCCAUCCGAUCACGCUCGAUAUCAUGGUCAUCUCUCCAUCGUUCGGGCUAUUAAUUCCCGGUUCGAGUGGAUAAAAGUGCAAAUUUUAUCGCGUUCCACGUGUCUUCCUAUCUCGGUGUCGCGAACGACCUUGAGGUGUGCACGGUGCUCGGUCUCGAUCCCUCAUCGCUCCGAACACGUCUGCGAAUACAUAUUUUUCACGAUAUUAUCUGCCGAUAUGAAAGGAUAUCGUGGGAGCGGGGCGCAUCUCGCAGUCGUUGCAGGUGUUUUCGCGACUGCCGGCAGCCUUCUAGGAAAACUGGCCGGUGGCGCCGACGCGUCGUCUUUGGCAUCAUUAUUGCUAAAAGGAGUGCUGCUGGUCGCUAUGAUCGUGUGCAACACCGUGGGAUGCACAUUUUUUGUCAAAGCACUUCAUAGCAGCGGAUCUUCCUUGCCGAUGACGGUCGCAAGUGCAGCUACGAACUAUGUUUGUUCAGCUUUUGUAGGCUUUAUCGUGUUUGAUGAAUCUACAUCAUUGGCCUGGUGGUGCGGAACUUCCUUGGUACUUCUCGGCUUGAUUUUGAUAUGUUACGUUCCCGCUGAAAAAAGUACUCUCGUCGUCGAGGAGAAAUUAAAGCAUCAGUAAUCAGUAGCAAGGGCUUUUAUAAACGGUGACGUUCAUGAGCAUCUGCAGAAUUUUUUCCCAGGAGGGGCAUAAUUAAAAUUUUUUUGAUUCCUUAUAUUUUUCUUUCUUAAUUCUUU
This is a messenger RNA of Nylanderia fulva, 760 nucleotides long. Its product is annotated as transmembrane protein 42. NCBI's taxonomy places the organism in Eukaryota, Metazoa, Arthropoda, Insecta, Hymenoptera, Formicidae. The record is from RefSeq and is a predicted model, not a curated record.